CAUUUAUAUACACCAUCGGAAAGUGAGCAAAACCUGAAGAAGUUAAGCGAGGUACAGUGGUGACCGUCGUUGGAAAUGGCCGGUAAAGGAGGAGCGACUCCGGCGACAUACUCGCCGUCGCCGACGACCGAUAAAAAGAAACCACCGCUUCUCAAGGAAGAUUGGGUUCGGCCCGAUGGCCGCGGUUUCCACCAGUGCAGACCUGCGUUUUUCAGGACUGGUGCUGUGAAUGCUGCAUCUGGAUCUGCUUAUGCUGAGUUUGGAAAUACCAAGGUCAUAGUAUCUGUAUUUGGGCCAAGAGAGAGCAAGAAGGCGAUGAUUUACAGUGAUAUAGGACGUUUGAAUUGUAAUGUUAGCUUUACAACUUUUGCAACUCCAGUUCGAGGGCAGGGUUCAGACCACAAAGAGUACAGUACGAUGCUUCAUAAAGCUUUGGAGGGUGCAAUAAUACUGGAAACUUUCCCCAAAACAACGGUGGAUGUUUUUGCAUUGGUGCUGGAAUCUAGUGGCAGUGAUCUCCCAGUAGUUAUAUCAUGUGCUAGCCUUGCCCUGGCAGAUGCUGGAAUAAUGAUGUAUGAUCUUGUUGCCUCAGUUUCUGUGUCAUGUUUUAGCAAGAACCUUGUUAUUGACCCUAUUUUGGAGGAGGAAAACUGCCAAGAUGGUAGCUUAAUGGUCACUUGCAUGCCUUCUCGCUACGAAAUCACCCAGCUUACCAUUACUGGGGAAUGGUCCACUCCAAAGAUUAAUGAGGGAAUGCAGCUGUGUUUGGAUGCUUGUGCAAAACUUGCAAAGAUUAUGAGGUCGUGUUUGAAAGAAGCUGCUUCGGGUUCCCAGGAAUAGAAUAACAGUACAAAAAAUUGACACGGAUCACAAGAUAUGCUGUUAUUUUUUUUCUGUUUCUACCUCACUAUUAAGAUAAUUGUGUUUUGAAGGAGGUAGACAGAUGUGCUUUGCAUGUCCAGAAAAUUUUGUGCUCAUGAGCUUGUCGAAGAUAAAUUAAAAAUUAUUCUUACAGCAAGAGCAAUAUGCAUGUCACAGUUUGGCAAGUCAA
Molecule: messenger RNA, 1051 nt
Organism: Cajanus cajan (pigeon pea)
Lineage: Eukaryota; Viridiplantae; Streptophyta; Magnoliopsida; Fabales; Fabaceae
Gene: RRP41L
Product: 3'-5'-exoribonuclease family protein
Biological process (GO): nuclear mRNA surveillance; poly(A)-dependent snoRNA 3'-end processing; rRNA catabolic process
Cellular component (GO): nucleolus; nuclear exosome (RNase complex); cytoplasmic exosome (RNase complex)
Molecular function (GO): RNA binding
Source: RefSeq, a predicted model, not a curated record